GCCUGGCAGCACGGGCUGCAGCUCCUUGCGGAAGCCACAGAGCUUGGCUGUGCCAACGCCGUGUCCUUUGCUGCACUCGCUUCUACUGUUGAGCCAUCCGGAAUGCAAAAGACACCAGGUGACAGUCGCCUGCCCGCGCUUCUUUCUGCAGCCAGGAUCUGUGGGUCCUCACCCCUGCACAAAGAAGAGCAAGACUCAGAGGUGGCAGCACAAGCGCUUGUGCUGCUUGAACUGCUGGAUGGUCAAGGUGUCUUGGAUGGCCAGUUUGAGGCCAGCUUCGUGCGCAAAUGGGUGCGCCCUUUGUGGACUCAGCUUGCGCAGCUGUGCUUGAUGGUUCCCAAAGGUCGCUGGCGGCUGGAAGACCCCCUUUUGCAGAGGCAGACCAGCUUAGGUCCUGGGCCCACCAACCGAGCCCUUAGCCGCUUCACGAAGGUCAUGGGGGCGGAAUCGACAUCUGCAGCCCAGCUCGCUGCGCGAAGGGCCUUCCCGGAGGGAACUCCGUCUCAGGAGCCGAGCUCUGCUCUCCUGUCUGCCUGGUCGGCAAGUUUCCUCUACAGAGCAGGGGAGGAGGUCGUGUCAAUUCGUGGCAGACCUAGCCGCUACGGCGAUUUCGGAGAGGGAGGAGGAAGUCUGCGCAGUCUGAUCCCAGUUUUC
Molecule: messenger RNA, 654 nt
Organism: Symbiodinium pilosum
Lineage: Eukaryota; Dinophyceae; Suessiales; Symbiodiniaceae
Source: the annotation of a GenBank genome assembly